AUGGAUCCAUUACCAAAGAUUCGAUUACUAUUAAACGACAAAACAACUAGUGACUUAAUAAUCCGUAUUGAUGGAAAAAUUUAUUAUGCACAUAAAAUUAUUCUUUUAUUAAAAUCUGAAUGUUUUUGUAAAAUUUUUUCUAAAUAUAAAAGUAAAUAUUUUGAUCUUAGUUGUUCUAAACAAUCUGUUUUUAGUGUAUGGUAUGAAUACAAAGAUGCCGUAGCUCAUGAAACGGAAGAGAAUGGUGAAACUAGUAAAAGUUGUUCAGUGACACGAGAUCAAAAGAAAGUUGAGAUUUAUUAUGAUUAUGAAAUUUUUGGUCAAUUUUUAGCGUAUUGUUAUGGAUGGUCAAUUCAGGAAAGAACGACAGAUGAAUUGUUCACGAUCGCGUACUUGGCAAAAAAAUUUGACGUACCUGAUUUAACAAAUUUAACAGAUUCUUUGUUAAAAUUUCUUCCAAAAUCAUGGAAAUCAGAUGAUAAUAUUUGGGAAGUUGGAUUGAUGGUUAGUAAAUGGUUAAACUUGGAUCAAACUAGAUUAGCUAUUUUAGAAUUUUUGGUAAAUUGUUUGUCAAACGCUGAUGAUAAAAGUAAGACGGAAAGGAUUAUAAUGAGAUUGGAAAAAGAUGAUUUAAAGGAAGUUGAACGAUUAAUGUUGGAGGUUUAUGGACAGUUGAAUGCAAAUGCUGAAGGACAAGAAAGCGAUGAUGAUAGUGAGGAUAGCGUAGAAUCAGAUUCUUCAAAUUCAGAAGCGUCAUGUGACACGACUAAAAUAGAAAAGCUAGGAAAUAACGAUAACACGCAUAAAAAGGAAACCACCAAAAAAGAUGACGAUUCCUCUAGUGAAUCAAGCGAUGAGUCUAGUGAUUUAUCUGACUCAUCAUCAUCAACAUCGUCUUCAUCGUCGUCCUCAUCCUCAACAUCAUCAUCCUCAACAUCCUCAUCCUCAACAUCGUCAUCAUCUUCUAAUCAGGGCAAAUCAACACUAACUAAAUUGGGAAGUAUAUUCCAAUCAAAUGGCGAUGUCACCUCAGAAGAUAAUGACUCUUCAAAAAAUGAAACCCCUUCUCAAAACAUGAUUCAAAUGGAUUUCACUUGUGAUUCAAAUGAUACUUGUGCUAAAGCUAAGAAGGCAUUCGAAACAGCGGCAAAUAUUAUUAGCACCAAGAUAAUUUUGACUACACCGAUAUUAGUGAAUGCAUCAUUUGUAAAUUUGUCCGGUGCUGCUGGCCCAUCAAGAUUUAUUCCGUUAAAAGACAAAGAUGGUGUCACCCGAUUAUACCCUCAAGCUCUUGCCAAACAAUUUCAAUUUGAUACACAUCCAGAAUAUUCUAAAUAUGAUAUCACCGCAGCAUUCACUUCUGUAGGCAACAGAUUUUGGUUCCAAGGUGAUCCGUCACCACCAACUAAUCAACAAGUGGAUAUUGUUUUAGCCAUUGUACACGAAAUGAUGCAUGGCUUAGGUUUAUUAUCAAGUUGGGAUAAUUUUUUCAAACCUGAUAUACCUGAUGCAUUAACUCCAUUCCCAAGUUUUAUUAUGAGUAUAGAUGGUCCUGAUACACCUCCUAAAAAUGGUACAAUAACAUUCACAGGAUUUCAAGAAACUGCAUUGGAUAGAUAUUUGGUUUUUACAGAAGACGGAACACCUAUAUCGACAGUUACCUCUAAUAUUAAUCAAUUUGCUGGUGGAGUUAAUUCUGGAGCUAAAUUUGAUAAUAAAUCAGAAUUUAUCAAAGCAUUUAAAUCUUCACCACAAUUUACAACGGCAGCAAAUAUAUUUAAAAAAGCAUCUACAGCAUCUUCGAUGGCAUUUAUGCCACACGAUGCAAAAAACAUAAAUGAUUCGUGUUUACUUGAAACCAGUAUUGUACCUUAUCUUUCUGGGUCAAGUAUUUCACAUAUAGAUUUUAAUACAUUUGCUAAUACUACGGACUUCUUGAUGGUAUGGAAAGCUCCACGUGGUAAAACUGUUAAUGAUUUUACUAAUGGAACAGAUCCAUCAAAUAUUAUUGGACCAAAACUUACCAAAAUUUUAGAAACUUUGGGGGUGUACGAAGUUGUUCUGAAAAUUUGGAAUAGCGGUGAAGGUGUUCUUGACAUUUCACCUGCCAAUUUAAAAUUAGAAAUUCCUAAAAAACCUGAAGACUUUGAAAUCGAAAAAUUUGAUACAGAGAGGGGUGAUGAAAAGGCUUUAAUAUUACUUGAUCACAUUAAUCGUAAAGUUGUUAAACAGACUGUAAUGACAACUGUGUACGGUGUAACAUUUAUUGGGUCUAGGUUACAAAUUGAAGUUCGGUUCAAAGAAAUCGAAAGUAUACUACAAGAGCGACUUCAAAAAUGUGUGUUUAGUUGCUUAGAGGAAAUUUUUAAAGGAGCAAAAGCAAUUCAAGAAUGGUUAAGCGAAAGUGCUAAGUGGAUUGCUAAAAUCUUGUCACCUGAACGCGUGUUAAAAUCUGCUGAAGAGAUUAAAAAUGAAAAUGAUAAUUUAUCUGAAAUAGAAGUUGGGGAUAAUAUAAAACCUUUAAAGAAAUCCAUAGUUAAAAUUCCGCCUAAUAAAUCAGCAUCAGAUCAAAUGACUGCAGUGGUUUGGACGAUUCCACUAGAUUUGCCAAUAGUUCAGCCAUAUCGAAGGCCAAACAAAAGGCAAGUUAAAACCUAUCUGCAAUCAAUUAAUAUUAUAGAUUCUGAAACACCUAGUCCAACUAAAUUAGAAAAGGUUGUGAAACUUAAAUUGGACAAUUCCAAGACAAUACCACCCGUAGUAGUAGUAGAUAAUGGAUACGAAGAUACCAUAAAUUUGAACGAUUUGAUUAAAAUGACACAGAAAUCCCAAUCAGAAGAUAUAAAAUUAGAGUCGGAAAAUUAA
This is a messenger RNA of Cetraspora pellucida, 2865 nucleotides long. Lineage: Eukaryota; Fungi; Glomeromycota; Glomeromycetes; Diversisporales; Gigasporaceae. The record is from the annotation of a GenBank genome assembly.